GCGGAACACAGAGCACACACAGCUUCCUGCAGCCUGGAGCCUGGGGCCAGCCCGCCCCCAUCUCCGCCCCCAUCACUCCCCGCCGCCGCUCUACCUGCUUCGCCGCUGGCUGUAACAGUGUCCGUCCUCCUGUAAGUCGAACCUGCAGCUGAUCCUCCUGCGGACAGGGACCGACCAUGGAGAUUUCAUUUGCGGGUAAACGAGCUCUGGUCACUGGAGCUGGGAAAGGGAUCGGCAGGGCCACGGCUCUGGCUCUGGCACGCUGUGGGGCAGAGGUCACGGCGGUCACGCGCACGCAGGCUGACCUGAACAGUCUGAUACAGGAGUGUGCAUCCAUCACCCCGGUGUGCGUGGACCUGGCAGACUGGGGGGCCACGGAGGCGGCCCUGCAAAACGUAGGCCCCAUCGAUCUGCUGGUGAACAAUGCCGCCUAUGCCAACCUGCAGUCGUUUCUGGAGGUCACCCCCGACCAGUUUGACCAGUCUUUCAAUGUGAAUGUGAAAGCUGUGCUGCAUGUAUCCCAGAUUGUGGCUCGUGGUAUGAAGGCUAGAGGAUCCGGAGGCUCCAUUGUCAACGUGUCCAGCCAGGCCUCACAGUGUGCCCUCAGAGACCAUGCUGUCUACUGUGCCACUAAAGGAGCCCUGGACAUGCUGACUAAAGUGAUGGCUCUGGAGCUCGGACCCCACCAGAUCCGCGUGAACAGCGUGAACCCCACAGUGGUGAUGACUGAGAUGGGACGCCUGGGCUGGAGUGACCCGGAGAAAGCCAAGGUUAUGACGUCUCGCAUCCCCUUGGGCCGAUUCGCAGAGGUGGAGGACGUGGUGAACAGCAUUUUGUUCCUGCUGAGCGAUAAGAGCAACAUGACUAAUGGCGUCACUCUGCCUGUGGACGGAGGAUUUCUGGCCUGCUGACCAACAUGAGCCACAUCAGCAUCAGCGUCAGCUUCAGAAUGUCGACCCCUUAAACUCAGAGGAAGAACAACAGCAACCUGCCUCACUGCCUUAUACACACACAGAGGUCAAUCUUAUGUACUAAAUAAAAGCACCCACUAUACAACCAACAGAUUUCCUGUGUUGU
This is a messenger RNA of Toxotes jaculatrix (banded archerfish), 1077 nucleotides long. RefSeq names its product dicarbonyl/L-xylulose reductase (gene dcxr). The coding region runs from base 177 to 911 and encodes 244 amino acids. The record is from RefSeq and is a predicted model, not a curated record. NCBI's taxonomy places the organism in Eukaryota, Metazoa, Chordata, Actinopteri, Toxotidae. The transcript is spliced from 9 exons. Gene Ontology annotation, biological process: glucose metabolic process; xylulose metabolic process. Gene Ontology annotation, molecular function: carbonyl reductase (NADPH) activity; L-xylulose reductase (NADPH) activity.